Messenger RNA from Cucurbitaria berberidis CBS 394.84, 1782 nucleotides. Its product is annotated as GMC oxidoreductase. The coding region runs from base 1 to 1782 and encodes 593 amino acids. NCBI's taxonomy places the organism in Eukaryota, Fungi, Ascomycota, Dothideomycetes, Pleosporales, Cucurbitariaceae. Gene Ontology annotation, molecular function: flavin adenine dinucleotide binding; oxidoreductase activity, acting on CH-OH group of donors. The record is from RefSeq and is a predicted model, not a curated record. The transcript has 4 exons.
AUGGGCUUCCUUUCGAAGGCCCUCUGGCUUCUCGCCAGCACUAGCCUUAUCACUCCCACUGUCACCCAAGAAACUUACGACUACAUUGUAGUUGGCUCCGGACCGGGCGGCGGCCCUUUGGCAUCCAACCUCGCGCGCGCAAACUAUAGUGUACUUCUCAUCGAAGCAGGCGACCAGUCCACCCAAGGCAACUCAGGCCAGUACCCGCCGCAGAUUACUUGGGACUUCUUCGUCAAACAUUAUGCGGAUGAUAGGAGGAACAAAAUGAACAAUAAACUGGUGUGGAAGACGAACGAAGGUAGGUAUUGGGUCGGUGCAGGUGAUAGUACGCCACCGAAGGAUAGUAAGUUCUUGGGCGUGUACUACCCCCGCGGAAGCAGUGUUGGUGGAAGUAGUAUGAUCAAUGCCAUGUGCACUUGGCUUCCAUCCGACAGUGACUGGAACUACAUCCAGAAUCUCACGGGUGACGGUUCUUGGAACUCCGUAAAUAUGCGUAACAUCUUCCAACGCAUCGAGAAGAACCACUACCUCCCAGUCGGCACUGCAGGCCACGGUUACACUGGCUACUUCGAAACCAAUUUGAACAAGCCGACCUCAAUUGGCCAACCUGCCCUCGGCAUUGUUCAAGCGAUCGCUGAGAAUUUCUCAGUCUCCACCACCCAAGCAGAUAUCACGGCCCAGAUGGGUUCUGAUGCGAACUUUCUCGAUCCCAAGCGUGAUUGGAAGACCGGAAUAUGGGGGCUGCCUAUGCAUAACAAAGCUAAUGGCGAACGCUACAGCUCCAGAGACUAUAUCAAGGAUACUAUUGACAAGAAAUUUCCAUUGACACUGAGUAUAAAUAGCUUGGCGACGAGGGUACUGUUCAGUAAUGCCACAUCCUGUGGUGGCAAGCCUAGAGCCACAGGUGUUGAGUUCCUGCAAGGCAAAUCCCUCUACAAAGCCGACGCGCGGUACGCCGAAGGCUCUACAGGCGUCUUGAAGACAGCCAUUGCACGCAAAGAGGUCAUUGUUUCAGGCGGCACAUUUAACACUCCGCAACUACUAAUGCUCAGCGGCAUCGGUCCUGCAGCCCAACUCUCCCAAUUCAAUAUCCCUGUUCUCGUCGACUCGCCUGGAGUGGGACAAAAUAUGCAAGACAACCAAGAAAUGCCCAUCAUCGGCCAGGUCUCUGGCACUACCAGUGGCGGCUUCUCUCAGCCCAUCCUAAUGAUGACGACCAAGCACACACCGGACAGCGAAAGAGACAUGUUCAUCAUGCAAGGCACUUUCGCGUUCCGUGGUUUUUGGCCCAGCAAUCAAACAAACACCGCUUUACCGCAAGAUGGUCCAAACACUUACGGUAUGUCGAUGGUCAAGAACCAUCCGCAGAAUAAGAAGGGCUACGUCAAACUCCUCUCUUCCAACCCUCAAGAUACACCAGAAAUCAACUUCAUGCUCUAUGAAGAGGGCAAGGAGACGGAUAUGGGUGCCAUGAAAGACACCAUUGCCUGGGCGAGGAAGAUAUAUGCGAGUGCCAAAGGGAUCAAGGUCGAGGCUAAGGAGCCACCUUGUCCAAAUGGGCCAGAUCCAGAGGGGUAUUGCGGACAAGCAGAUGAAGACUGGAUCACCGGCCAGACGUUCGGUCAUCAUCCGACCAGCACUGCGGCUAUCGGUAAGGAUGGCGACGUGAAUGCCGUUCUAGAUGCAAGGUUCAGGGUCCGAGGUGUAAAAGGCCUUCGAGUAGUAGAUGCCAGUGUGUUUCCCAAGGUGAGUAACUCCAUACUCCUGUCGAGCGCAGUUUGA